Oryza brachyantha (malo sina) is the source of this 1118-nucleotide messenger RNA. Its product is annotated as RING-H2 finger protein ATL64-like. The transcript has a single exon. Gene Ontology annotation, biological process: protein ubiquitination. Bases 84 to 836 code for a protein of 250 amino acids. NCBI's taxonomy places the organism in Eukaryota, Viridiplantae, Streptophyta, Magnoliopsida, Poales, Poaceae. The record is from RefSeq and is a predicted model, not a curated record.
UGAGCUGAGCUCGCCAAAAUCAGCGCACUAGCUCGCUCCCGCUGCAAACCGGCCGAGAAUUUGCUCGGUACUCCGCCGUGCUAAUGGCCGCCGACGAAGGUCACGGCCCGCACCCCAGGGCCCAGGACCCGCCGGUGCCGUGUGGCAGCAGCGUCCCCGGGUUUGUUCCUCCGUUGAACAAACACUUGCCAACUCCGGCCGCCGGCAGCGGUGGCAGACAGGUGGUGGACAGGCCAUCGAGCUACGAGAUCGUCGGGAAGGUCCUGCUCGCCGCGUCGGGGGCGUUCGCGGGGAUCUUCCUGGCGCUCAUCGUGCUGCACAUGUGCAACGGCGGCCGCCGACGGGGCUCCCGCGACCGCCGCCGGCGCCGCCUGCUCCGGAGCCUGGCCAUCGCAGGAGCGGACGGCGACGAGGUCCGGGACGGCGGCGCGGCGCCGUCGCCCCGCGGGCUCGACCCGGCGGUGCUCCGCGCGCUGCCCGUCGUCGUGGCCAGCGCGGGCGCCGAGGCCGGGGACUGCGCGGUCUGCCUCGCGGAGUUCGAGGCCGGCGAGAAGGCCCGCGCGCUGCCGCGGUGCGGGCACCGGUUCCACGUGGAGUGCAUCGACGCGUGGUUCCGGGAGAACUCCACGUGCCCGCUCUGCCGCGCGGACGUGGAGGCGCCUGACUCCGCCGCGGCCGACGGGCAGCCGGAGGUGCGGAUCGAUAUAGCCGGGGACACCGUGGCGGCGGCGGCGGCGGCGAAGAGCAGUGCGCCGGCGAUGGGGAGGCUGCCGAGUGGGACGGAUCUCGAGAAGACGAGACGGGUCUUCACCUCGACCCGAUCCGCUUCCUUCUGAAUCUGACAACGAAAUAGACAGCGGAAGGUUCCUAGCCCGUUCCUGAACGUACGGACCCAGCCAUCGUUUCGGAAUUCGGAUUGUUUGUAGACUGCACAUACAUUUGUUGGCGUUACUGGGUUGGGUAUACCGUAUACGAUAUACGUAUACCUGGUUUUGUACAAUUUUGCCAGACGGUCGAUGGUUAUUUUUGUGUGAUCUUGACUUCUUGAGUUACCCCACUGGUCUCCUGUAAAUAAAUUUGGUAUUUAAACGGUGUAGGAGGGUGGAUGUGGGUAGUUA